CCGAUCAAUUAUUCUAUUUUUUCCCCAAAAACAUUUGGAGGAGUUCUAUGGCUUCCAGGUUUUGCUUGAGAUUUAGAUCUCGUUUUUAUAGCACUCUCUCGCAAUUCUCCGUCCACCGCGGCUCCCCCUUUAUCGCCAUUCCCGAAUCUCUAUUAAUUACUUCUCCUUCACCUAAUCUCCGUGUUAUUCCUGUCGAAUUUCCCUUCUCAAGUGCUGGAAUCCGGUAUCUAUCGACCCUCAGUCGCCAACCAGUUCGUAAACGAACCGUUGACAUCGGUGCCAGAGCUCGUCAGCUUCAGAACCGCCGCCUCUGGACUUACGCUCUCACCUUCAGUUGCAUAGCCGGAUUCAUUGUAAUCGUCUUGAACAAUUUCCAGGACCAAUUGGUGUUCUAUGUCACCCCUACUGAUGCCAUGGAGAAGUAUUCGAUAAACCCUUCGAAGAACAAGUUCAGGUUAGGUGGGUUGGUUCUCGAGGGGAGCGUGACUCAGCCCGCUUCGUCUCCUGAGAUGGAGUUUGUGGUCACAGAUUUGAUCACUGAUAUCUUGGUCCGGUACCAGGGUUCGCUCCCUGAUUUGUUUAGAGAAGGGCACUCUGUGGUUGUUGAGGGAUUCGUUCGUCCAUUCGGGGAGGAGCCUAAGGAAAAGUUGGCAUCGACAGGGAGGCGUGUGUCUGCCAAGGCCCUUAGUGGAGAUUGUUACUUUGCGGCAACUGAGGUUCUCGCGAAGCACGAUGAGAAGUAUAUGCCACAAGAGGUUGCCGCGGCGAUAGAGAAGAAUAAAGCCAAAAUUGAGGCCAAGGCCGAGGCCGAGGCAGAGGCCGAGCAAGGAAGAGUCAGAGUAACUUGAUUCUGGGCAACGGUAUGCAAACGACUCUUUCUGCAGUAUUUAGCUGCUAUGUUAUACUUACUACAUAGCAAUGGAUGAUCAGAUGGUUGAUGGUAUUGGUGGGGCUAUUAUAGUCUUAGACGACAGUAUAUAUUUAUUGGAGAGGAGAAGCAUGGUAUUCUAUCAAUGAGUUUUGUUUUUCAUUUUUGUUCUUGUAAUGCGGCAGUUAUCUCUCCUCAAUUCUUUUUUGGAUUGGACAAAACAAGGAAGACAAUGUGAGACUAGUUUAUAAUGAAUAAGAAGAUGUUCUCAGAUGGAAUUU
Messenger RNA from Telopea speciosissima, 1149 nucleotides. Its product is annotated as cytochrome c-type biogenesis protein CcmE homolog, mitochondrial. Gene Ontology annotation, cellular component: plasma membrane. The transcript has a single exon. The record is from RefSeq and is a predicted model, not a curated record. Bases 48 to 848 code for a protein of 266 amino acids. Gene Ontology annotation, biological process: protein-heme linkage; cytochrome complex assembly. NCBI's taxonomy places the organism in Eukaryota, Viridiplantae, Streptophyta, Magnoliopsida, Proteales, Proteaceae. Gene Ontology annotation, molecular function: heme binding.